This is a messenger RNA of Gadus morhua (Atlantic cod), 1408 nucleotides long. RefSeq lists its product as uncharacterized. The coding region runs from base 61 to 1365 and encodes 434 amino acids. The record is from RefSeq and is a predicted model, not a curated record. Gene Ontology annotation, cellular component: nucleus. The transcript is spliced from 6 exons. Gene Ontology annotation, biological process: spermatogenesis; regulation of DNA-templated transcription. Gene Ontology annotation, molecular function: protein dimerization activity; DNA-binding transcription factor activity, RNA polymerase II-specific; RNA polymerase II cis-regulatory region sequence-specific DNA binding. NCBI's taxonomy places the organism in Eukaryota, Metazoa, Chordata, Actinopteri, Gadiformes, Gadidae.
ACCUGCGUGCUAAUCCGCAAAACGCCAUUCUGCACGAGAGCUAAUAAACAUCACUUAAAUAUGCCGAGGAGAGCGAGACGAGGACCGAGAGAACAGGAGGAAGAGGAUGGCGAAGACCUCCAGGACAGCAGUGGGCUGCAGGCGGCUCUUCAUUCACGCAAAGAGCAGAAGAGAAGGCUCCACAUCAGGACGUCCUGUCAGAGCCUGUGCGAUCUCCUGCCGUUCGUCGAAGGACCCCUUGACACGGCGACCACCCUAGAGCUCACGGCGAGAUACAUCGGCUACAUUAAAACCCAUCUGCCCCCAGACCUCCUCGCCACGGUUAAUCAAACAGUAGAGCAGAACAUGAAGGGCUCAUGGCAAAAGCGAGAGAAUUCAUCAAAGAGAAGGAAGACGAGUGGUCUGAGGAAGAACACCACGCAGAGGUCAAAACCAUCUGCCGAGAAGACUCCUGACAAUGCUGCCCUCUGGAGGAACGUCCAGCCCCUGAUUAGUGUGUCGGCCAACCAGCCCAACGAUCAGACCGCCGCUCCUCUUCUCUUUGCCGAUCGACCCUCUCCUCCACGCCAACCUCCUCCAACCGGCGCCGUUGUCACGCCAAUACUGCUGGACAAGUCGUCGGUGCCUCGUGGACAGAUGCUGCCUCUGUGUCAGGAGCAGUCCUUCUCCUCCUUCUCUGCCCUCACCUUCUCCUCCUUCCAAUAUGUAGAGAACAACUGGAUGGUCCCCUCUCCGCGGGCAUUCUCUAGUCCAGCCCUCCCUAGCCCCACCUUCUCCGGCACCUCCUGCCCCAGCCCUGCCCUAAACGCCAUGACGUCAUCAACAAACGCCAGCCAUAGGGGCGUCCUGCCAGGCGCCACCGGCACUGCCCUGGGGGGCGAGUCCGCAGCCGAUCACGUUGUGACGCUGCAGAUCAUGGACGUCGCCGCCCCCAACGUGACCGACGCAGGAUCAGGGGAGGUCACGACGACGGCGGCGACGGCGGUGAACUUGGACGCGGUCUGGGACCAUCAGGAUCAGACCAUCGUGCUUAUCGUGCUGCCCCCCGCUAUCAGUGACGUCACAACCACCCAGGGGCAACAUCUGCCGUCGGCGGCGUCGGCGGCGGCGCUGGAGAGAGAGAACGCCACCGUGGCGGUCGCAGGGUCAGCGACGGCGUCGGGAAGGUGGGAGGCUUCGUUUGACGCCCCAGUCCAGCAGAGUGGCGUCAGUGGUAGUCCAAUCACGACGGGCGCUAAGGGCAAGGUUGGUCCCUAUUGGCUGGACCUGCUGUUUGAUGACAGCCUGUGCAUCCCGGAGGCCAUAUUUGAAAAUAAUCAGACGGGGGAGGAUCACACCAACGACCAAACACUUGGCACAUUGUAGUGUCAGUUAUCUGUUGCGUCCGACAAGGAUAUAUAUAUAUAUA